UCGGGCCUGCCCCGAUGGCAGAUGAUGACCUCGUCAACACGGAGGCCCUUCAGGCUCAGAUUGACCUCUCAAUGUCAUUCAUGCACGGGCUGGUUUCUUCAUGGAUCAAACCCACUUCCAAAAAUCUUCCAAAAUCGAAGGACAACAUCCUCGAAAAUGAAUUGAGGGAAUCACUGCGAAAGCCACCUAGACUGGGCGUUGGUGCAUCUAUACCAGAUGCUAACGAAUUGAUUUCACGAGAUGCAGCUCGGCUUAAAGGUCAAUUUGUUGGGAAACGCAAACGCGACGAAGACGAAGAUCUAUGCAAAACGCCCUCUCAACAGCUAUCCGAUGAGGAUAACGAGGAGAGCAGAUCCGGUGCGAUAAAAAGGAAGACGAAAACCGAUACGUUAUGUGCAAAAAUUCCCUGGCAAGCACCACCCUCCUUCCGUGCACCCUCCAUUAUCAUCGAGCGAGAAACCCACCCCUCCGUCAACAAGGCCAAGGUAGGGGUGGACACACCAGGCCUCGCUAACACUUCUAGAAAACCUAUGGCCAAGGAUCCUAGUCCCGAUAUUGUUGUCCCUUCCCGGAGCGGAGAGGGCACGCAAAGGACUCAGGUUGAUACGCCGGCUUCUCCCAUCAAUCGUGUCUCCCGACUUAGUCCCACAACUCCGUUACUAAAUCUGGGUGGCCCUGUCGCUGAGCAAAGCUCUGAGGAUGACGAACUCCAUCCUCACUCUCCCUCGAAGAAGAAACGGAAGAGACGCAAAAAGAAAAAAUCUUUUCAAACUCAGGCAACACCUUGAUCUUUAGGUGUUCUCCCGCAAAUGUGGGAAAGAUUCUGGAGAAGUCGUUCUCAUGUAGACGUCGAAGGAACGGUAAAUUCAGCUGUUUGAUAUAACUUGCAGCUGCUGAUUCGCCGCGUUGGGUUCG
Molecule: messenger RNA, 915 nt
Organism: Marasmius oreades (fairy-ring Marasmius)
Lineage: Eukaryota; Fungi; Basidiomycota; Agaricomycetes; Agaricales; Marasmiaceae
Exons: 3
Coding region: 15-788 (257 amino acids)
Source: RefSeq, a predicted model, not a curated record